Messenger RNA from Drosophila obscura, 684 nucleotides. RefSeq names its product rhodanese domain-containing protein CG4456. Gene Ontology annotation, molecular function: thiosulfate-cyanide sulfurtransferase activity. Bases 187 to 606 code for a protein of 139 amino acids. The transcript has 3 exons. NCBI's taxonomy places the organism in Eukaryota, Metazoa, Arthropoda, Insecta, Diptera, Drosophilidae. The record is from RefSeq and is a predicted model, not a curated record. Gene Ontology annotation, cellular component: mitochondrion.
AGAUCCAUAUCCAAUUUGAAAUUCAAUAUGGAUCUGGUCGCCCCAAUUCAGACGUAACUCGAACGCCGCGACCGCGACACUAUGGCAAUUAGAGGCCCCACUGGCGUCAACAACAACGGCACGGCACACAAGCAAGAAACACUGAUAAGCCAGACGUAGGCAAACAAAUCACGAUUUAGACAGAAAAUGUAUCUUUCAGUGCCAGCGAGAAAGUCAGUUCCGUGUCGACUGGCGUACCAGCUGAAUGCUAUCAUCCGCCCACUGUGCAACAUGGCCACCUAUGAGCAAGUGAAAGACGUGCCCAAUCAUCCGGAGAUCUACUUGAUCGACGUACGAGAGAAGGAGGAACUACGGCAGACGGGCAGCAUUCCAGCCAGCCUCAACAUACCCUUGACCGAGCUGGACAAAGCCUUGUGUCUAGGUAGCAAGGAGUUUAAGAGUAGCUACGGACGGGACAAGCCGGGCAAGGAUUCCAAGAUUAUAUUCUCCUGCCGCUCAGGCAAGCGGGUGCUGGAGGCUGAGAAGAUUGCCAAGGCCCAGGGUUUUUCAAAUGUGGUGAUUUACAAGGGCUCCUGGCUGGAGUGGGCCCAAAGGGAGGGUCUCUAAAUCCAUUAGUUAGAUUUAAAAUUAAUGUACAUAUAAUCAAAAGAAGAAAGUCGAAAUAAAUUUGAGCUUUUUCUACUA